Pseudoliparis swirei is the source of this 731-nucleotide messenger RNA. RefSeq names its product acetyl-coenzyme A synthetase 2-like, mitochondrial. Gene Ontology annotation, biological process: acetyl-CoA biosynthetic process. The record is from RefSeq and is a predicted model, not a curated record. The coding region runs from base 1 to 618 and encodes 205 amino acids. The transcript is spliced from 6 exons. Gene Ontology annotation, molecular function: acetyl-CoA synthetase activity. Gene Ontology annotation, cellular component: mitochondrion. NCBI's taxonomy places the organism in Eukaryota, Metazoa, Chordata, Actinopteri, Perciformes, Liparidae.
AUGUGCCCGACGCCGAGCUCCCAGUGUAAAGCUGUGGUCACCUGUAAUCAAGGUGUGAGGGGCGGGCAACUCAUCGACCUGAAAGCCACAGUGGACGCAGCAGUGAAGAGUUGUCCAACGGUCCAACACGUGUUCGUGGCCCACAGGACCGAAAACCCUGUUGAGAUGGGACCGCUGGACGUCCACCUGGAGGAGUGUCCUCUCAGGCCUCCGUCUGUCCUCCGGAGCCUCUGGACAGUGAGGACUUCCUGUUCCUGCUCUACACUUCAGGAAGUACAGGGAGACGGCCUGCGUGUGCACGAGGCCUUUAGCUACCUGCUGCUCAAGUACGACGAGAGCUUCGUGAAGCAGUACGACCGCUCGUCUCUCAGGACGCUGGGCUCAGUGGGAGAGCCCAUUAACCGCGAGGCCUGGCACUGGUUCCACCAGGUGGUUGGAGACGGACGCUGCCCUCUAGUGGACACCUGGUGGCAGACAGAGACCGGCGGCGUGUGCAUCGCCCCGCGGCCGGCAGAGGACGGAGCCGCCAUCAUCCCCGCGAUGGCCAUGAGGCCGUUCUUUGGGAUCCAGCCCGAGCUCCUGGGAGAGAAAUCCCCUCCAGACUGGCCGGCAAGCUGAUUGAGCUGGGACUGAACACCCCCCUGUGUGCUUGGAUCCUGGACUUCCUGACCGCCAGGCCACAGGUGGUCAGGGUGGGCAGACACACCUCCAACCCUCACCCUGAACACAGG